AUGCAGUACACACAAAUCCUGGCUGUGGCCACCCUCUUCAUAUCCAGUGCCUUCGCCGCCCCGCUAGACGUGGAAGCUCGCGCAUGUGCCGCGACUUGCGGCACAGUUUGCUACACCAGCAGUGCUAUCAGCGCCGCCCAGGCAGCGGGGUACAAGCUCGAAGCCGCAGGCAACGAUGUCAACGACUAUCCCCACGUAUACAACAACUAUGAAGGUUUCGAUUUCCCCGUUUCAGGAACCUACUACGAAUUCCCCAUUCUUAGCAGCGGCAAGGUCUAUACUGGUAGCUCUCCUGGGGCGGACCGUGUUGUCUUCAACACAGCCAAUAAGCUGGCUGGCGUUAUUACUCACACUGGUGCCAGCGGUAACAACUUCGUGGCAUGUACCUAG
Molecule: messenger RNA, 390 nt
Organism: Penicillium vulpinum
Lineage: Eukaryota; Fungi; Ascomycota; Eurotiomycetes; Eurotiales; Aspergillaceae
Product: extracellular guanyl-specific ribonuclease RntA
Exons: 2
Coding region: 1-390 (129 amino acids)
Molecular function (GO): RNA nuclease activity; RNA binding
Source: RefSeq, a predicted model, not a curated record